Aspergillus pseudotamarii is the source of this 2115-nucleotide messenger RNA. RefSeq lists its product as uncharacterized. NCBI's taxonomy places the organism in Eukaryota, Fungi, Ascomycota, Eurotiomycetes, Eurotiales, Aspergillaceae. Bases 221 to 1771 code for a protein of 516 amino acids. The transcript is spliced from 2 exons. The record is from RefSeq and is a predicted model, not a curated record.
GUGCCUAUUCUUAUUCUUAUUCUAUUACUACUUUUAUUAUUAUUAUUAGUAUCCUAGUUGUGUUGUUACUAUAUCUAUCUCCUUGUCCUUUUUUGUGUGUUUAGUUGGGUUGUACGUCUCUGCUAUUAUUAUUAUUAUUGUUUGCCUUAUCUAGAACUCCUAUCUUCUCCCCGAGUGUAUCCUACAAUUUCCUUACCAAAAGUUCACUCCUUCACAAACCAUGCCUUAUAAUACUCGUCGAAAGUCACUGUCGCUUCCGUCACUGGGGAUUCACCUCCCUAGUGCCUCCCGCCGAUCCCCGUCGGCCUCGAAAUCGCCACACGCGACCGACGAGCAACUGCCUCCCUCCAAGAAAGUAAAGAGGUCGCACGACUCGUCUUCGCUAUCUCCAGAGCCUACCUCGGUGUCGAUAUCGACAGCGAAGGAGCAGUUGCCUGUACGUUCGGCUGGUCGGCGCGGGGCGUUUGAACAAACGCCACCCCCAUCGCCUAUCGAUGGAAGUGUCGCGCCCAAGAUCGACACGGAGGGUAUCAACGAUGAUAUUGUGGUCGGCGUGAUUGAGCAGUUGGAGAAGACAGGCAAUCGUCCGCAUCUGGUGAAAGAGCUCGCAGCCGUCCUAGUGACGCUCAAUGAAAAUGUCGCAAACUCCGCCAAUCCCGCCGCGCUCCUUUCUUCCCGGUUGAGCACAUACAUGAAGCGUCCGUGGACAGCGCUCGCACCGUGUCCUCUGGCGAAGGAGCUGAUUCCAGUUCACCCUCGCAAAGUGUAUUACUACUUGACAACACUACCCCGCCAGCCUCUUCCUGAGAACUCGGACGAUAUCAUCCCGGGUGUAGAAGGAAAGAACAUCACUCCCAGCGUAUCUAGCGCUGACCUAGACGAGGAAGACGCGUUGGCGCGGGAACGAUCGCGCCUCAGCCCAAGCCCUGAGGUGGAUCUGUCUCCCCCCGACUUCGAGGAAGAGAAUAUUGAUCUGGAUGCUCGCGAUGAUAGCGUGGCGAGACAAUGUGCGACUGAUUUUGACCAUCAGCAUGCGCGCCUCAUGCACUCGAACCGGGCCGCUUCUCCUCCGUUGGAGGGUGACGAGAAGGAAUUCACUCAAACUGCCAGCGCCGUUCGCGAGCGGGCCUCGGAGCAAAAAGCAAACCAGCUCGGAAAGGCCAAAAGUCUCUUCUCGGCCCUUUCAGAGGGGCUUAGCGAACUGGACGAUGGGGCCAUGAGCAUCGCUGGAACUCCCGUCGAAGAUAGUCCGCUCUCGUCAAUUAAUGGGGACCGCAUGUCCGAUAGCCCGGAUGGUGACUACUUCUCCCAUGGAAGCGAAAUGGAACAGCCUUCCCUACAGGAGCAGUUGCAACAACAGCAAGACCUCGAUGAGGCAGCCGCGGUUGCUCUGUUUGGCACUUCCCCCUCCCCAUCCCUCACGUCCGUGGCCUCGUCAAUCUCGUCUGGCACGAGUGUGGCUUCGGACGACGGCUUGGAUGUCGAGGCGAACCCCGAGGGUAUGGCAAGCACACCGCAGAUCAGUCUCCCCGAAGACCUUAUCAUCGCACCUGUCUCGGCAAUGAAGCGGUCCAUUGAUAUGCUCAACAGCGGGGUUCCGGAUCUCGAUAUGAAGAUGUCGGAUCUGGUUGAACAGGACAGUAAGAUGUCUCUGGCCCCUAGGGCCAUGGCAGACACAGAUGUUGAGAUGGUCUUCGAUUCCUGGAGAGAGUUGCAGAAUCCCGAGAGUGUCGAUGUCCACGAGCUCGAUGAGAUGUUCGGAGAGAUCUGAGCAGAGCAUGCGACGUAGCUUACGCGCAUACCGCAAUCGAUAGACCUGGGGGCGCUUGGAUUUGCUUUUUCUCUAGACUUUGACGCCUGGUUCGGAAUUGCGUUCAUCUCCACUCUCGCCUCGUUGCCAUUAUGCCUUGGCUCUACAACCUUUCGCUCCGCCUUACCUGUCUUCCUCUUACUCUAAUCUUGUACAGCUUCAUCUGAUAAUGCGUGUUUCUGAAUUUCGUUUCACCUCUUUUGGCCAGUGGGCCUUUAUUACCUGUACAUAUAUUGUCGCCCUGUCUUGUUUUUUUUUUGUUUGCAUAUCUCUCUUAUCUGUGUUACUUUAAUAUCCCCUGACUG